AACGCACCAACUUGAUUAUCUGAACUUAAGUAAUUACUGAAGUGACCUAAACCUGGGACUAGUCACUGCUACAUACACUUCAGUGCUGGACGUCGACAAUGGCCACUACUAACAUUACCACGACCACAACUGCAGGACCGUCUACAGUAACAGCAGUCGUACAAAAUGGUCCACCAAUCCCAAAGGAUGGCCUCCCUCUCAUGCACUCAGCUCGCACGCCUCCCGUACUACCAUGGCCAGAUAUUGGACACCUUGCCAAGUGGUCUGUUUCUUCAUACAAAUUUGGGUUUGGUGCAGAGUGCCUUAGAGAUGGGGAUCCUGAUACGUUCUGGCACUCUGAUGGCCCCCAGCCUCAUUUUAUCACGGUGGAGUUCCCUUGCAAAGUGGCAAUUCAGAAAAUCAGUAUAUACCUUAGUUGGCCACAGGAUGACUCGUACACCCCAUCAACUCUUGCUAUCCGUGCAGGAACUGGUCCCAGCGACCUUCAAGAUGUACGGAUCGCUACUUUGGAGAAACCGGACGGCUGGAUAACGUUUGAUGUUUCCUCAGAACCUGACGAAGAUGGGAACUCGUUUAAACCUGUCCAUGCGUACGUGCUACAAGUUAUCGUGGUGCAGAACCAUAUGAGCGGAAAGGACACCCACAUACGAGGGCUCCGUGUCCUUGGUCCUCAGGAGUAUGCACCUCGGACCUAGUAUCUGCCGAGUGUGGCGCUGACACGAAAUACAGAGAAGAUGCUACUGAUGGCGAUCCUUUCCCUUGGAAGUCACCGGACUUCAAGAUGCACGAAAGAUUGCGGUGAACAGCAUACAUACCAUGUGUAUCAUUGAAUAUUCUAUCUUCUAUGGAAAGUGGGCUAGACUGCUGUGGUUUAUUACG
This is a messenger RNA of Suillus subaureus, 879 nucleotides long. Its product is annotated as anaphase-promoting complex, subunit 10-domain-containing protein. Gene Ontology annotation, cellular component: anaphase-promoting complex. Lineage: Eukaryota; Fungi; Basidiomycota; Agaricomycetes; Boletales; Suillaceae. Gene Ontology annotation, biological process: anaphase-promoting complex-dependent catabolic process; protein K11-linked ubiquitination. Bases 99 to 695 code for a protein of 198 amino acids. The transcript has 5 exons. The record is from RefSeq and is a predicted model, not a curated record.